AUUCUGCUCUGCUGGAAUACUUCCGCCUGUCUCGCGUAAUCAGUUUAUCCGAAGUCACGUGAUACCAAGAGAUCUACAAUCUCCCUCGUUGAUCUAUCGCUCGUUCACAAGAUCCAUAUGAACCAAAAAGCAUGGCCUGGCGAUGUUCGGCGUCGACGAACGCGAAACUGGUCGACAACCUCGCGGCCGCGCAACUGCUGAGCACGUCCCGCGUCAUCGACGCAUUCAAAGCCACCGACCGCGGCCUGUUCUCCCCCCGCAGGCCGUACGAAGACGCGCCCCAGUACCUGGGCUACGGGGCGACCAUCUCCGCGCCCCACAUGCACGCCGUCGCGGUCGAGUCGCUGCAUGAGUAUCUUUAUCCCGGUGCGGCCGCGCUGGAUAUCGGGUCUGGAUCGGGGUAUUUGCUCGCCGUGAUGGCGAAGCUGGUCAUGCCUGGCGGAAAGGUCUGCGGGAUCGAGCAUAUCAGGGAGUUGAACGAUGCCGCUGUCGAGAGAUUUCUCAGCUCCGAAGGCGAGCAGGGAAAUUCCUGGAUAAAGAACGGCGACGUUGUGUUUUGGACCGGCGACGGGCGCAAGGGGUGGCCGGAUCCUGAGAUCAAGUUUGAUGCUAUCCACGUCGGCGCAGCGAUCCCUGUCGUCCCCGAAUCUCUGAUAUCACACCUCAAAUCCCCCGGCAAGAUGUUUAUCCCCGUCGGCGAGGCAGGCGACACGCAGCACAUCUACGAAAUCGUCAAAGACAGCGCCGGCGUCGUCACGCACAAUCGCAAGUUUGGCGUUUCCUACGUCCCGCUCGCGGACGCAGAGUAUUACUACUCAAAGGGUGAUAAUCCGCUCGUCACUUGAAUUUUCUUGUUUACGGCGAGUCGGGUGGAAAUGUCAGAGGGUGUGCUAUUAUGAUAUACAAAACGACAUCUUCCCAAAUCCCUACUCUGAUCAUUCACAGCUGGGGCAAUAGAAGCCAUUCUGCAGUGUA
Messenger RNA from Myxozyma melibiosi, 975 nucleotides. Its product is annotated as protein-L-isoaspartate O-methyltransferase-like protein. Lineage: Eukaryota; Fungi; Ascomycota; Lipomycetes; Lipomycetales; Lipomycetaceae. The transcript is spliced from 2 exons. The record is from RefSeq and is a predicted model, not a curated record. Gene Ontology annotation, biological process: protein modification process. Bases 132 to 845 code for a protein of 237 amino acids. Gene Ontology annotation, molecular function: protein-L-isoaspartate (D-aspartate) O-methyltransferase activity. Gene Ontology annotation, cellular component: cytoplasm.